Messenger RNA from Carassius carassius (crucian carp), 3202 nucleotides. Its product is annotated as protein LYRIC-like. Lineage: Eukaryota; Metazoa; Chordata; Actinopteri; Cypriniformes; Cyprinidae. Gene Ontology annotation, molecular function: transcription coregulator activity. Gene Ontology annotation, cellular component: nucleus. The record is from RefSeq and is a predicted model, not a curated record. Gene Ontology annotation, biological process: negative regulation of apoptotic process; positive regulation of canonical NF-kappaB signal transduction; regulation of transcription by RNA polymerase II. The transcript has 12 exons. Bases 101 to 1627 code for a protein of 508 amino acids.
AAAUCUCAAAGCCACUCCCCCCUGUCGUUCACUCUCUCCCGCUGCCAGCAGCAGCUCACUCUCUCUCUCUGCGUGCGGUUCUUGUCCGCUGCUUAUAAAAAUGGACCAGGACUGGCGAGCUUUGGCCACACGGCGAGCCGAAUACGUGUCCGACCGUAUCCGCGGGUUGUUGUCCUCAGGCCUGGACUUCCUCCGGCUCGAGCUGGGGGUUGAUCUGGGUCUAAAGCCGGAGCAGUGUCCGUCGUGGCUGAUUCUGAGCGCGGUGCUGAUCGGGCUGACGGUGCUGGUGCUGCUUGCGGCCUGUGGACGGAGGAAGCGCCGAGUGUCACCCGUUACUGUGAGUCUCAGCACCGCCGUUGCUGAGACCCCGGUUAAGACCGCUCUGCCACCGAAGACUGUGAAGACCGAGCCGAGCGAACCAAAAAAGAAGAACAAAAAGAAAGCAGCCGAGAAGCAGAAGGCUCAGGCGAAUGGACAGACCGUGACUGAACCUCAGGAGGAAAUCAAAGUCAUCGAGGAGAAAAAGAGGAAACCCCCUCCUCCUGCUGCACCUGCACCUGUGUCUGCGCCUGCACAGCCACCUGCGGAUACAAAGACCAAGAAAAACAAGAAGAAACCAAAACCAGAGGUGAAGCCAACCCAAGAGGUUUCCUCCACCGAUGGCAAGGAACCUGAUGAAGCAGGUGCUUGGGAAACCAAGGUCAGUAAUCGAGAAAAACGUCAGCAGCGCAAAAAAGAGAAGGGCCCUGGUGACAGCUCUGGGAGCCCUGUGGGUGGAGAUCGUGCCAGCCAGAAGGUAGAGCAACCUGCGCUUACAGCUCCAGCUGGCACCAAAAAGAACAAAGAGUCAUCACGUGCCAAGGCCUCGAAGGGUGAUGCCAUUAUAGCCCCAGUGACCUCUAACUGUAAUGACGUGAGCACUGUAAACGGUGGAGGAUGGACAGAGAUUCCUGUAAAGUCAACCCAAACAAGUGCUUUAAACAAUAAGAAGUUGUCUGUUGGGAGAAAGACCCCUGGACUCAAGAACCAUGAGAACUCCACCUGGAAUCAAAAACCAGAGGGGCCGUGGACUGGUUUGGAUAGUAGAAUUAAGGCAGAACCGAAACCAGUAAACAUGCUCAGACUGAACCCAUCAGGUGGGGAGACUGGGACAAAAUCUAACAGUGAUAGUGGCCUAUGGGACCGUAAACGCAUCAGUGAAUGGUCCAGCUUAAAUGGUCUUCCCACCGGGGACUCCUCAGACUGGAAUGCUCCAACUGAGUUAUGGGAGAAUUAUGAAGAUCCCAAAGGAAAUGCCCCUGUUUUGAAAGAGAUGCCAGUUUCCAAGCCACUUGUGUUGCAGGAAUCAAAUGAUGACAAUGACAAGACAGACCCUGCAGGAGUUGGGAAAUCCAAAAGGCGGAAGAAAAAGAAGAGACCAGAGGAAGUCGGAUUAGCCGCUGAGAUGACUCAAGUAGGUUCUGCUCCUGCAGAGAAGAUCGUGACCGUCAAGCCUCAUCCGCCUCAUGUUCCAAAGGAUGAGGGAUCCAAGCAAAACAUCCCUCCACAGUCCCAACAAAAGAAAUCGGAUCAGAAUUGGGAACCUCCAAAGCAAGUUCAGAAGAAAAAGGCCAGGAGAGAAACAUGAACCAUGAAUAGCAUCCAGGAUAGCUUAUGCAAAUAUGAUUAUGCAAUAAUUUCACAGUACAGAAUUUUAUACUGAAUAAAUUUACUGUGCUUCAAAAAAAAAAAAAAAAUCAAAAAUGGAAACCAAACUGAGUUGGAAGAACUCGGCACAAAAAAAAGAAAGAAAUCUAGAGUAUAUGUGAGCAUUCUGUCGGCUGGAACACUAUGUGUGUGCACUAUUACGCUACACUGAGGUUUGUUGAGGAAUACUUAUCAUCCUUGAUAUCAGACAUGCUUUAAGUGGAGCAAAACAUUCAUGGUCAUUUUUUUUCCAACUGCUACUAAACUGAUUUUGAAGUUGGAGUGUUGAAUUUCAUUUGGGAAAUUUUAAGGAUCUACCUUUGUUCCAUCAAUUACUUUUCCUGGGACACUUUAUACUGCUUAAUUGCACUUGGCAGUGUCCAGCAAUUGCAGAAGUGCUGCAGUUCCUGUUCGAAGCCAGAGAGAGGCACUGCGAGCCGGCGUCUCCUCCAGCAGUAAGAGGUGAAUUACUAUAAUACUGUAAUCGCUGUGUUGGAAAAUCAGAGAACAGUAAUAUUACAGAGAAUGUUUUUUUUUUAUGCUAAACCUAUUUUCUUAGUGCUUUUCUUCCGUCCUUAUUAUAUAUAGGCCUAUAUUACCCGUAUAAUUGGGUAUGUGGAUAUUAGAGAUGAGUAAUGACUCUUCUCUUUUUAAUCAACUACUAGUUGAAUCCAAUGCUUUAUUUCCUGCAAAUUAAAGUAAAAAAAGCCAUGCCAUAUGUAUAGAACUAUAAGGGCUUUUUUUCUAUGGUGAAACUCUUUGUAAUUGCACUGUGCUGAAGGUUGUAAAAUACCAUGUCUAUUUACCUUUCUUUUUUUUUCUUUUUUUUCCCCUUGCACAAUGUGAACAUUUGAUUUUUGUUCAUGUUUGUUUUGACUGAGCAAGUUUUAUAUGAUUUUGAUCGGGAUGUUGAUUAUGAUUGGCGCAGCUUUAAUUCCAUGACACUAAAACAGGAUCAGUAUCAGGAAUCUGUUGCCUUAAUCUGUACUUAUUAGUGUAUGCUUUCUGUUCUCUUCCUCUUUUUAAAGUCUUUUUAACAGGUUUGGCAUUUUAUUUCAUUUCAGAAUUGAUUGAUUUUAGUGUUGCACUUGCAUGAGUUUAAUAACCAUUCAUAGUGAUGAACAACGUCCUGAUUCUCUUCAACUCGUGCAAGUACCGCUCACUGUAAAUAGGCUUUAAUGAAUGAUCGAUGAUGAUGAUGAUGAAUGGAUGUGGGGUGGGUUUGGGAGGGGGGUUUUAAAUGCGUAUUCAUAUAUAGGUUGAUUAGUGGUGUUUUGCCCAUGGUUUUGUAAAUUUCAGUAGAUCAUGUGUUUCGGAGGCACCCUGGGCUAGCAUCGGAUGCCUGCCUGUUUGUCAUUCUAGAGGUUACUCUAUGUAUUUCUACCAAUUUAAGAAUGAUCAUGUUUACUUGUCAAUGAAAUAUUUCUAUGUUGAUUUGUUAAAUAAAAGAAGAUUGCUAUUUGAGCUUAGAGCUGUUGAUUUGUUAAAUAAAAAUAAAAUUUUGUUUGGACUCUGA